UCGCGGCUCUGCCGUGCUCUGCGGCCGUCGGGGGACGCUGGCCAUGGCGGCCCUGCGGCCCUCAAGAAGGGUGCUUGUCCCUCCGCUCUGCCGCGCCUUCGCUGGGCCCGGCUGUCAGCUCGCCCCAGAGCGCGGCGCGGAGCGCAGGGAUACUGCGUCCGGCCGGGUCUCAGGAUUCUGCCCUCCAAGAAAAUCUUGCCAUGAUUGGAUAGGACCCCCAGAUAAACAUUCAAACCUUCGACCCGUUCACUUUUACGUCCCCAAAAACGAAUCACCGUUGGAACAAAAGCUAAGACAAUUAAGACAAGAAACACAAGAAUGGAACCAACAGUUCUGGGCAAACCAGAAUUUGACAUUUCGCAAGGAAAAAGAAGAAUUUAUUCGCUCAAGACUAAAAGCUAGAGGCCUGGAACCCAGAGCUGGAUCAGAGACUGGUACAAGCGUAAUUUUGCCAUCACCUUCUGCAUGGGAAAAGUGGCCCUGGAGAGGGUUUGGAACAAGCUCAGGCCAAAACCAAAGGAGAUGGCACGGAGGAGCCCACCCUGACCUGCCUGCUCUGACCCACCCACCACCGGGGUCUGAGUUGCCUGGAGAAGCGGCUGCUUUGGGAAUCCGUUCCACAAGGGCUCUCGACACCUAUAAGUGAGCUGAGUCCCACACCUGCUUUAUGGGGGCCCCUUGGCUUCUGUCAGCACAGGGUGGACUGGCAGAACAGGGGACCUGGUGAGCCACGGGCUGUGUGACUGCCCUGACUCUGGAUUCCAAGCUGGCCCUGGGUCAUGGACAUGAUGUUAAAUAAAACCCAAGCACCGUG
Messenger RNA from Neogale vison (American mink), 814 nucleotides. Its product is annotated as cytochrome c oxidase assembly factor 8. Bases 44 to 646 code for a protein of 200 amino acids. NCBI's taxonomy places the organism in Eukaryota, Metazoa, Chordata, Mammalia, Carnivora, Mustelidae. Gene Ontology annotation, biological process: intrinsic apoptotic signaling pathway. Gene Ontology annotation, cellular component: mitochondrion. The record is from RefSeq and is a predicted model, not a curated record. The transcript is spliced from 4 exons.